AUGAUUCUUAAAGAUGAAUUUGAUCCACUUCUAUCGACUAAUAAUAAACGAAAUAUUGAUAAAAAGAUAAUAUCUGAUAAAGUAAUACAACGAAAUGAUCUUCUUCGUAUGAUAAAUGAAUUUUAUCGUCAUGAUGAAGUGAAAAAAUUAGCUGUUGAUCAAGGUGUUGAUCUUCAAAUCUUUAAAAAUGUUUAUGUUAUCUUUCGAAAAUUUUGUCUUCAAUCAUCUGUUUUACCUGUUGAUUUCACUACCAUAUUGAAUGAUAUCAUAUCUGGUGCUAGUAAUGUUACUGCAAUAUUUCCAUAUUUUUUAAAGCAUGCCAAACAAAUGUUUCCACAUUUAACAUGUAUAGAAGAUCUAAAGAAAAUUAGUGAUCUUCGAAAUCCAGCAAAUUGGUAUCCAGAUGCUAGAAAUAUUCAACGAAAAGUAAUCUUCCAUGCUGGUCCAACCAAUAGUGGAAAAACAUAUCAUGCACUUCAGCGUUUUAUAAAUAGUGAAAGUGGUAUUUAUUGUGGACCUUUAAAAUUAUUAGCAUCAGAAGUUUUUUAUAAAACAAAUACUACAAAUACAAAAUGUGACUUAGUAACUGGUGAAGAACGUCGUUUUGCUGAUUCAAACGGAGUACCAGCAAAUCAUGUGGCAUGUACUGUUGAAAUGACAAAUCUAAAUACUGUUUAUGAUGUUGCUGUUAUUGAUGAAAUUCAAAUGAUUCGUGAUCCACAACGUGGUUGGGCAUGGACACGAGCUUUACUUGGUCUUCAAGCAAAAGAAAUUCAUUUAUGUGGAGAAAUAUCAACAAAAGAAUUAAUAGAACAAUUAAUGAUUACAACUGGAGAUGAAUUUGAAAUUCGAGAAUAUAAACGAUUAACAAAAUUAUCUUAUUUAGAUGAAGCAUUAGAAGCAUUUGAUAAUGUUAAAUCAGGUGAUUGUUUCGUAUGCUUUAAUAAAAGUGAUAUAUUUCAUAUAACUCGUGAAUUAGAAAAACGUGGUCAUGAAGUUGCUGUGAUAUAUGGAUCACUACCACCAGGCACGAAAUUAUUACAAGCUCAACGUUUCAAUGAUCCAAAUAAUGUAUGUAAAAUUAUGGUUGCUACAGAUGCGAUUGGUAUGGGUCUUAAUCUAAGUAUCAAACGUGUUAUCUUCUAUAGUCUUACUAAAUCACAAUUGACUGAGAAAGGUAAUAAAGAAAGAACUGAUGUGACAACAUCACAAGCUCUACAAAUUGCUGGUCGAGCUGGAAGAUUUGCAAGUGCAUUUCCUGAUGGCGAAGUUACAACAUUUCGUCGUGAUGAUUUACCUCUCUUAAAAGAUAUUAUGAAUCGACAAGCAGGAAUAAUUAAACAUGCUGGUCUUCAUCCAACAGCUGAACAAAUUGAAAUGUUUGCUUAUUAUUUACCAAAACAAUCACUUUCAAGUUUAAUUGAUAUAUUUAUAACACUUUCUCAAUUAGAUAAUAAUUUAUAUUUUAUGUGCAAUGUUGAAAAUAUGAAAUAUUUGGCAGAUAUGGUUGAACAUAUUGCAUUACCACUACGAGUUCGUUAUGUAUUUUCAUGUGCUCCUAUUAAUAGAAAAAUGCCUUUUGUUUGUGCAAUGUUUUUAAAAUAUGCUCAUCAAUUUAGUUGUAAUGAACCGACAACAUUUGAAUGGCUUUCAAAACAUGUAGAUUGGCCAUUGCAAAUACCGAAUACAAUCACUGAUUUGGUACAUUUGGAAGAAGUUUUCGAUUGUUUUGAUUUGUAUUUAUGGCUAAGUUCCCGAUAUAGUAAUAUGUUUCCAGAUAGAGAAUCCGUCCAUAGAAUUCAAGUAGAACUUGAUCAAAUUAUUCAUUGUGGUGUACAAAAUAUUGUUAAACUUGCUCAUCAAAAACAUAAUCUUGAUGAUACUAAAGAUAUUUCAGUCAGACGUGCUGGUUUACGUGCAAUAUCUUCUUAA
Messenger RNA from Adineta steineri, 1932 nucleotides. The record is from the annotation of a GenBank genome assembly. NCBI's taxonomy places the organism in Eukaryota, Metazoa, Rotifera, Eurotatoria, Adinetida, Adinetidae.